AUGACUUUUUCACAAUACAGCACACCUCAACCCCCAAGGUCUGUGUGCAGUGAGAGCUGCCCCCCAGGCACUAGACAAGCCACAAGGAAAGGCUUUCCUGUCUGCUGUUUUGAUUGCCUGCCAUGUGGAGAUGGAGAGAUUUCUAAUACAACAGAUGCUAUUGAGUGCACAGUGUGUCCAGACGAGUUCUGGUCCAAUCCAGAUAAAGAUCAGUGUGUCCUCAAAGAAGUGGAGUUUCUGUCUUAUGAGGAUCCUCUGGGCAUCUCUCUGACAACUGCUUCCCUGCUUGGUGCCUGCUUCUGUGCUCUUGUUAUGGUCAUCUUUGCGCAUCACCGUAACACUCCUAUAGUACGUGCUAACAAUUCAGAGCUCAGCUUCCUACUGCUGUUGUCACUCAAACUGUGUUUCCUGUGUGUGCUGCUAUUCAUUGGCAGGCCGCAAUUGUGGACAUGUCAGUUAAGACAUGCUGUGUUUGGCAUUAGCUUUGUCCUGUGCAUUUCCAGCAUCCUGGUCAAGACUAUGGUGGUAAUAGCCGUGUUCAAGUCAUCUCGACCAGAGGGCAAUGGCGCUAUGAAAUGGUUUGGAGCAGCUCAACAAAGAUGCACUGUUCUGGUCCUAAUAGCCAUCCAAGUUGUGAUAUGUGCAGUCUGGCUGUCAACUGCCUCUCCAACACCCCAUAAAAACAGCCAGUAUAUCCGCUCUAAAAUAGUAUAUGAAUGUGCUAUAGGCUCAGUGGCCGGUUUUUCUAUGCUGCUGGCAUACAUUGGACUGUUGGCAGCAGUAAGUUUCCUGUUAGCUUUCCUGGCAAGAAAUCUUCCAGAUAAUUUUAAUGAAGCAAAGUUCAUCACUUUUAGCAUGCUAAUCUUCUGUGCUGUCUGGAUUGCAUUUGUUCCAGCAUAUGUGAGCUCUCCAGGGAAAUAUGCAGUGGCUGUAGAGAUAUUUGCCAUUUUAGCUUCUAGUUUUGGAUUACUGGUAGCCAUAUUUGCCCCAAAGUGCUACAUCAUCCUUUUACAUCCAGAGCGAAACACUAAAAAAGCCAUCAUGGGAAGGGAAACACAAAAGAAAUAG
Sinocyclocheilus anshuiensis is the source of this 1068-nucleotide messenger RNA. RefSeq names its product extracellular calcium-sensing receptor-like. Gene Ontology annotation, cellular component: plasma membrane. Gene Ontology annotation, molecular function: G protein-coupled receptor activity. The transcript is spliced from 3 exons. The record is from RefSeq and is a predicted model, not a curated record. Gene Ontology annotation, biological process: G protein-coupled receptor signaling pathway. NCBI's taxonomy places the organism in Eukaryota, Metazoa, Chordata, Actinopteri, Cypriniformes, Cyprinidae. The coding region runs from base 1 to 1068 and encodes 355 amino acids.